AUGUCAGGGUAUAACAAUACCUUAACACAAGCUACUAAAAUCACUUUGACAUUUUUGAUGUCCUUACUAGCUAUUGCUAUCAUGUUAGGAAAUGCCGUGGUCAUUUUAGCUUUUGUUGUGGACAGAAAUCUUAGACAUCGAAGUAAUUAUUUUUUUCUUAACUUGGCCAUUGCGGACUUCUUAGUGGGUGCGGUCUCAAUUCCUCUGUACAUGCCUUCCUCGCUGACUGCCUGGACUUCUGGAAGGGAAGCGUGUGUAUUUUGGCUCAUCACUGACUAUCUUGUAUGUACAGCGUCUGUGUAUAACGUCGUCCUCAUCAGCUAUGAUCGAUACCAGUCAGUCUCAGAUGCUGUGUCAUACAGAGUUCAGAACACUGGCACCUGGAGGAUUGUCGCUUGGAUGGCAGCUGUUUGGGUAUUGUCCUUCUUGACGAAUGGGCCAAUGAUUCUGAUUUCAGAGUCUUGGAAGGGGAAUGCCACUAACGAAUGUGUACCCGGAUUUUUCAAUACGCGAUAUAUCGCUGUCUUCACGUCCUUAUUCGAAUUCCUGGUCCCCAUCUUCUUAGUUGCUUAUUUCAAUGCAUUUAUUUACUGGAGCCUGUGGAAGCGAGGGAACCUCAGCAGAUGCCUUAGCCACUCGGGACUCCCCUCCGCCUCUUCCAGCAAUGACCACGGCUACUCCUGCAGACCGGACCCGGGUUUGAGGGUGACUCUUCCAGCACAGAAAGAAGCAGCUUCCUCCCUCAGCCCAGACAAACUACCAAGAAAGAGCAGUCUUUUGUUUCCCAUAAGAGCCCACAAGAACCGCAGUAUGGUUGCUUCCAAUAUGAGCUCCCUGUUUCAGUCAGAGUCCCAGGCUCUUCAGCAAAGAGAACAUUUCGAACUUCUCAGAGCCAGGAAAUUAGCCAAGUCGCUGGCCGUUCUUUUAGGAGCUUUUAUCAUUUGCUGGGCCCCCUAUUCACUGACUACAAUUAUUUAUUCAAUUUUUCCCAAGAAGAAAUUUACUCAAUCAAACUGGUACAAAAUAGCCUUUUGGCUCCAGUGGUUCAAUUCCUUUGUGAAUCCCUUUUUGUAUCCAUUGUGUCACAGACGUUUCCAAAAGGCUUUCCUGAAAAUAUUGCCUUUGCGAAAGCAACCCAUGCCAUCACACAAUCGCUCGGUAUCCACAUGAUAGAAGAUAAUGCUCUCACUUCUGUUGAUUUUAGUCAUAAGCUCCCCUAAAAGAGUUCGCCCUUUCCACUUCACCAAAAAGUUCAUAGAACUGUAAUAUGUGACCAUUAAAAAAAAUCUAAACCUGCAAGUCAAUGGAAAAUGAAUAAAGUCUAGUGAUAAUAUUUUUGUAAAUAGCCACAAAGUAACUAGUAUUUUUCUUA
Messenger RNA from Octodon degus (degu), 1372 nucleotides. It is a transcript of the gene Hrh4, whose product is annotated as histamine receptor H4. Gene Ontology annotation, biological process: inflammatory response; adenylate cyclase-activating adrenergic receptor signaling pathway; positive regulation of cytosolic calcium ion concentration. Gene Ontology annotation, molecular function: histamine receptor activity. The coding region runs from base 1 to 1170 and encodes 389 amino acids. The record is from RefSeq and is a predicted model, not a curated record. The transcript has 3 exons. Lineage: Eukaryota; Metazoa; Chordata; Mammalia; Rodentia; Octodontidae. Gene Ontology annotation, cellular component: membrane.